This is a messenger RNA of Beauveria bassiana ARSEF 2860, 1602 nucleotides long. Its product is annotated as F-box domain-containing protein. The transcript has a single exon. The coding region runs from base 1 to 1602 and encodes 533 amino acids. The record is from RefSeq and is a predicted model, not a curated record. Lineage: Eukaryota; Fungi; Ascomycota; Sordariomycetes; Hypocreales; Cordycipitaceae.
AUGUCCCUAACCCCGCCAUGGCCAACACCACCUGCAGGUACCCGGGCGCCUCAUCGUGUCUCGGUCCACAGCCUUCCCAAUGAGCUACUUGACUAUAUCCUCUCCCAGUUUAACGCCUCGUCGUCCAUUGAGAAACGCUUCCGCGAUGACGCUUCUACCAUUAUUGACGGCUACUACGCCGCGCGCGGAGACCGCCCCUCACGCCAGCACCCGCUCAAGUCCCUGUCACUCGUCUGUCGAAGAUGGCGCGCUGCCGCCCUACCCUAUCUAUUUCGGCAUGUGCUCUGGACCUUUCGUCGAUUGGAGGAGCCACCAGCAGCCGCGGCGGCGGCGUUAGGUACGAGGCAAGGUUUUGAGGUGCUGGCGUUUCUGAAAGAGCAUGGCCUCGGGGCGGCGGUGGAUAGUGUCACGCUGUACGUGCCGUGCCCAGAGCACCUGAUUGAUGACCCGACCGAGCUUGUGGGACGCUUCGGCCUGGUGCAAAGUGCCACUUUGGCAGAGACGACGACGGCAACGACGACGACAAGGCAAGGCGUCGACGGUGUCGAGGGGGGAGAGGGGGAUGCGGACAGCGUCGUGUCCUCGGAGAUGGCGAGCCUGGUGCUGGCCGAUGUCGACGGGCAUACCACGUGGUCGAAUACCUGGUUCUGGGACUUGCUCUUCAGCGUCGUCGAUCCGCUACGCCUGAGCAUCCUGGCGGCGCCGGUGGUGCUGGCGACGAUGCUCAGCCGCAAAGUGUAUACGCGCUGCCAGCCGCUCAUCAUGACGCGCUACCAUCUCCUCUCCGUCUCGCGUGCGGACCGAAGUAGUCUGCCUAUGGCUUUAGAAGGCGACGACGACGACGACGACGACGACGACGACGACGACGACAACGACGCCGACAAUGACAAGGACUCGACGGAACCGACGCCGACGACGACGGAUUUCCACAUCCCAAUGGGCGCCAACCUGCCCUGCGAGCUCUUUGCCCGUUGCCGCUGGACCGCGCUACUCGCCAACGAGGGCUCCUCCGUCUCCAUCUACAAGACUAACGCCUACGGGCACACACCACCCUCGCCGUUCCUCAGCCUGCUCGACUCGCACGACCCCGCCACCCGCCGCUUCCUGCGGCGCCAUCUCUACCGCUUCGCCUACGUCGCCAUCAUGCCCAUGGCCACGCACUUUUUCUCCAUACUCGCUGCGCUCGCCCGCCUCGCGCCGCACCGUCUCGCCGAGCUCUUUAUCCAAAUCAUGCCGCGCAGCGUCGACCUGGACCACAUCCGCUACCACCUCGACCCCGACGACACCAACAUACGCUUCGAGGGCCUCGAUAUACAGGACCUCGUCUUGGAGCGCGACGCCAUCUACGGCAUACUCUUUAGGUCCAUCUUUCUCCCUGGCCCGCAGCCAGAGUGGGAGCCGCUCCGCGUGUUCGAGACGGGCGACGCCGACGCCGAUACGGUGGCAUGGGCCGAGUCUGUCAAGGCAGUGCGUGCGAGCACCUCUUGCUGGGACGUGGCAGAGCGCGGCCGCUUUGUGCGAGACCUGGCGCGCGAGGAGGCGAGACGGAGAAGAGAGACGAGCUCGGAUCCUGUCAUGUCAUCGUCUUGUGCGACGCUGUGA